Messenger RNA from Lingula anatina, 1016 nucleotides. RefSeq lists its product as uncharacterized. Lineage: Eukaryota; Metazoa; Brachiopoda; Lingulata; Lingulida; Lingulidae. The record is from RefSeq and is a predicted model, not a curated record.
UCGGAAAUCAACGAGCGACAUGGCGGAAGACGAAAACCCCAAGCCCGAUCCUUUUUUGACUGUGUCGGCAGCCAUUACACAGAUGGCCACUUCUGUGCAGGAUCUGGGCACGUCCCUUGGGAAGAAACUUGAUACCCUUGUGAGUCUGCAGAGUAAUACUGCUGUAAUUAAGCAGCCACAGAGCGGCAGCUCUACUGAUCUUGACCAAAUGGACUGUGAGGUUCUUCUUGACCAGUUCACUUGCCCUUCUACCAGUGAGGGCGCCCAGAGUGAUAAUCCUUCUGCAGCUGACUGCAUUUUUCACGAUCUGUCCCAAGAUUUGGAGGUGGAGGGCACUGGAUCUCCAGUCCCUGAGGACAUUGCAACUCUUAUUACCACCUUACUCUCCUCUGGGUUGCCAGAAGAUAAACUGAAGGACAAGCUGAAUGCUUAUCUCACACCAGCCAACAUACCUCUUUUAUGUAAGGUAAAAGUUAAUCAGGUCAUCUGGGAUUCCCUGGACACGACUGCUAGGUCCAGUGACCUCAAACUCCAGAAAGUCCAAGGACUUAUUACCAAAGCGUUGAUGGCUGGGAUCAGUGCGGCAGCUAAACUGAAGGCAGCUGGAGUGCAACAAGAGGAUCUCCUCCAAUCCCUUCGUCAUACCACAGACAGCAUUGUUUUUCUUGCCAUGGCCUCCAGGGAGAUCAAUUUCAAGAGGAGGGACUUCCUUAAACCCCACAUCCAUGCUGAUUAUGUACCUCUGUGCUCCACAUCAGUCCCUAUUACAGAAGAGUUGUUUGGUGACGACCUCAGUCAACGUAUGAAGGACAUUAAAGAACUUAAAGUCACCAAGCAGGCGCUACAACCCCCCUUCAAACGGCCUUUUUUAGGGAGGAAGCCAGUGACCCCUUACCCCAGCAGGGCACUCCGCACUCAGUUCCAACACAGACGGGGAAAAGGAAGAGGAUUUCCCCAGUACAGGAAGAAAGGUUACCCUGCCAAGAACUUAUAAAGGUGGGCAAUUCUAACUUUUA